Messenger RNA from Chrysemys picta bellii (western painted turtle), 1386 nucleotides. NCBI's taxonomy places the organism in Eukaryota, Metazoa, Chordata, Testudines, Emydidae. The record is from RefSeq and is a predicted model, not a curated record.
GGGGCGGGGCCCGGGGCGGGGCGGCGAUGAAUGGAGCGGGCUCCCCAGCCCGGCCGGCGGCGCGAUGAUCGCGGUGUCUAUCCCCGCGGUGGGGCCGGGGGCCGAGGCCGAGCCGAGCCCCGAGAAGACGCACACGGUUGUGCCCUGGUGGCGGAGGGGGGCGGCAAUGCGGGUGCAAUAGUGGCACCCCCGGGAGACAAGCCCCACUGGAGAGAACAGGGGGCUGGAGCAGGAUGAGCCAGGUGUUUACGGUGGAGGUGCUGUGCAAUGGCCGGAAACAUACCAUUGAGAAGCGCUACAGCGAGUUCCAUGCCCUGCAUAAAAGGAUAAAGAAGAUGUGCAAGGUCCCAGAUUUCCCCCCCAAGCGAGUCCCCAACUGGAUGUCAAAGGUGCAGGAGCAGCGGCGGCAGGGCCUGGAGGUUUACAUUCAGGGCGUCCUGUACUACAACAAGGAGCUGCCGAAGGAUCUGCUGGAUUUCCUGAAGCUCAGGCACUUUCAGCAGGAUGCCAAGGCCAGCAGCCUGGACCACGGCUUCCUGCUCUCCCACCGGCCGGUUAUGAUCUUCCACAGAGACCCAUAUGUGCUUCCCUCCUCUACAGAGCUGCUGCCAGACAUAGUUCUGAGUGGUGUGUUGCGAGGCUUCUACAGACCAGCAAGCUCCUGCUGGGGGAAGGCAGUCCCAAAGUGCUUGGCAGAGCCCCAAGUGCUUAGCCAGCAGGGCUCAUGAGGAUAUCCACCACAGAGCCAUUGCUCAGGCUUCACCAGCCCCACUACUGGAGUGGGAGCACCGCUCGGUUGUCCUAUCUAGGAAUUGCUGACGUAUCUCAGUGGCUGUGCCUUCCUUUCCCCUGGGACUUGUUCCUGCCUUCCCACACAUGGGGUGGACAAAAGGGGGAGAUGCUGCUGAGCCUAGGGGCUGGUGCCUAACACACAUGGAGAUUGUGCUGGAAGCUCCUGAGGGACUGUUCUCAGUGAGCACUUGUAACGAAGGGGUAGCUGUCAGGCCAGACCCUAACUGCUCCAGCAGUGCUGUCUCUGGCCAUAGCAAGUGGAAGUGCUGCCACCUGCACUAUGGCUGGGGUGGCCAGGCUCCUGCCCCUGCCAGGCUAGAUAGAGCCUGGGGGGAGGGGGAGAUGGUGUCCCAGACCCAUGCAGAGCCCCAGGAUUGGCCUCCUGCAGGCUAAAGGGAACUGUGCAGAUGUAUAUAGGCAAUAAAUCACUCAGGUCUGGUUUGAAGAUAGCGGCUGCACUGUAUUUAUCUGGGACUAGAACCCAUAAACUGUGUGUAUAACAUGCCCUAUUUGGCCUCAGCCAAGGGGCAAAAGAAGACAAAAGCCUAAUUGCAACUACAGGAUUUUCUCAUGGAUAAGGUACUGGGCAGAGCC